This is a messenger RNA of Nicotiana tabacum (common tobacco), 1005 nucleotides long. Lineage: Eukaryota; Viridiplantae; Streptophyta; Magnoliopsida; Solanales; Solanaceae. The record is from RefSeq and is a predicted model, not a curated record.
AUGGCAUUGCUUCGCCGUGCAUAUUAUUGGCCUCAAAUGGUUGAUGACAUCGCUCAGUAUGUGAAGACUUGUCUAGUAAGCCAGAAGGAUAAGUCAGACCGCUUGAUGCAGGUAGGGCUCUUGGAACCACUAGCUGUCCCAAAAAGACCUUGGGAAAACGUUUCCCUGGACUUCAGCACCGGAUUGCCCAUGGUCGGAGAUCUCACAACUAUCUUGACGGAGCGAUUCAAUGGCAUGCUAGAGGAAUAUCUCCGGCACUUUGUGACCGAAUCGCAGAAGAACUGGCUGAAGCUUCUAGAUACUGCUCAACUGUCUUUCAAUUCACAAAAGAGCUCAAUGGCUUUGGUGAACGAUGGUAGGGUAAGGUCUUAUCCUCGGGGGUGUCAGUGCGGGGGAGGGGGUGCGGAGGGUAAGAGGUCUAAGGGAGCUACUAGGCUGAGAGUGGGUUCUUGGAACAUAAUAACUUUGACUGGAAAAUCUGUAGAGUUAGCGAAGAUUCUCGAGAAAAGGAAGAUUAAUAUAGCUUGUGUACAGGAGACUAGGUGGGUGGGAGAUAAGGCGCGGGAUGUGGGCAGUUUCAAACUUUGGUAUUCUGGGAGGGUGGGGGGCAAGAACGAGGUAGGUAUCUUGGUUGAUAAGGACCUCCGUGAACUAGUGGUGGAGGUUAGGAAGGUGAAUGACAUGCUGAUGACUAUUAAACUAGUUGUUGGAGGUUUUAGUUUGAACAUAAUCAGUGCGUACGCACCAGAAGUAGGCUUGGAUGAGGAAGUCAAGAGGCGUUUCUGGGAGGAUUUGGAUGAGAUGGUCAGGGUAACUGGGCAACCAAAAACCAGAAGCUGUAGGAAAUUGCAGAAGCACUGCUUCGCGUUCGCGGUUGACUCUCUCACGUUCGCGAAGGUGUAUGAAAUUUCAAGCCUUCGCGUUCGCCAUGAUAAGGUCGUGUUCGCGACUGUUCAGUCAACAUUUAUUCUUCACGUAGGCGAAGCGGCCCUCGCGAACGCGUGA